UAAAAACUUCAUGGUACUUUAGAUGUCAGUUAAAUCUCCAUAACGGAAUAAUCUCAGUAUUCAAUUACCGGCAUGAAAAUCAGUCUGCAAAUAAACGCUGCAACAGCUUUGCGAAUGUCUCGCGAGUAAACAGUGGACGAUACCACCAAAAUAAAAUGUCUCACAGAGGCGUUCUUGAAACGUUUUCCUUUCUUUUGGGGGUUUUCGUCUCAGUAUUAUACGCGAAUCAGAAGUUGCCCUUUGGUCCAACCGGGUUCGUCAACAAAACUGGCCGUUACGAAUGGCUGAUGGUCAACUUCUUCGUCAACUUCAACCUUAGUGGUCACAUUGAGAAUUCCACAGUGGCAUCCGCCGCCAGCGACUGGGCAACGGACUGCAAAUACGAUCCGCUAGACAGCUACAUGCACGUCGUGGACUGGAGUGCCAACAACGCCAGCCAAAAGGACAUUAAGAAUUUGUCAUCCUACACCGUGGACGACAUGGAAGUCGUUGCAGAACAGUGGCAUAGUGCGCUGGAGGAGGAUCUUACCAAUAAAAUUCAAUGUAUCGAAGCGGCCACGAUGACCAGUCUGUACGACUACGGACAGGAUGCGCAGCAGCUGGGGAUAGUGACCUUUCUCACCGUACAGGAAGUCAUUAACAACACCGCGCAUGCCUGGUUCUUACGGCGCAUGACAGAGGUUAUCCAGAAUAUGGCGACUGUAAGUCGUCAGAAUAUCUCAACCAUCCAACAGCGCCUGUCAACCAGCUUGAUUGAUUUUGGAAGCAAUGCGAAGGAUUACGAGAGCUUCAUCGCGCGCAUCAAUUCUACUGUCAGAAUUACCAAUACAAGCGAUUUGGCUAUGGUUAUGGCGUGGUGCUCCAAUUACACGGCGCGGUAUGCCACCGCCGCGUUGAUGUUCGAGCUGCAGAAUCGAACGGGAGUGUUUGCUUGGUGCUUGUAUAACGUUUUGUCCACGUGUUGUCCGGAAUGGUUUGCGCGCACUACCUUUGUCGAUUUGGUACAAGAGAUCUACGAUACCUCGUUGAUGUUGAUGCCCACUGUGGCGAACUGGACCAAUGACAAACAAACAGCCUUCCAUAAUCGCUUUAUCUUUGGUAUAGUUACGGACGGGUGGCUGCAGCAGAUUCAGCGCUUCAUUCACGCCAUUAACAAUCGGUAUGAUAUGGGGAACAAUCUGUUAGCGGUCCAUUCAAAUGCCGAACCGCCCAUAAGCAAAUCUGUGGUAAUUGUGUCGAUCGGCAUCAACGUGACCUCACUCAAUGCUGAUGAUAUGUUGGCGACCCUUCGGUAUCAAAAUCUCCUACAGAAUAUCACGCUGGAUGUCAAAGGCACCAAGAUGAAUAUGUGGAUUUACGAGGAACCUGUCCGUAUCAGCCAUUACGAGACUGCUGUAACGGCUACUGUAGUUGGGGUGCUGAAUUUCGCGAUUGUUCUCUGUGUAACCGGAUACUUUGUGCGGCAACUUCACAAAUCAGAGCGGUAUCAAACACCGGUGCCAAGAGAGCAAGACAACGAGGAUAUGGAUAGCACGUACAACAUUUAACGGACAAAAUUAAAAUCGCUGCCGUAGAGUAGCGUUUGUGUAAUCGCCAUAAUUUCUAUGUGACAACGGUCUGGUGGCGUUGAUAUCGAAAUAAUUUUGACAAGAAUUCGUAAAAUAUUACUGUGUUUUAAGUAUUUCCCAUAAUCAUGAUCUUUGACUUAAUGUAUUGCUGGUUAUGGUAUUUGUUACUUGUUAUCUGUUGUUUCAACUCAUAUACUGUACACUGUACGUUUCACGAAAA
Molecule: messenger RNA, 1788 nt
Organism: Paramacrobiotus metropolitanus
Lineage: Eukaryota; Metazoa; Tardigrada; Eutardigrada; Parachela; Macrobiotidae
Exons: 4
Coding region: 156-1547 (463 amino acids)
Source: RefSeq, a predicted model, not a curated record